Molecule: messenger RNA, 1878 nt
Organism: Pseudonaja textilis
Lineage: Eukaryota; Metazoa; Chordata; Lepidosauria; Squamata; Elapidae
Gene: PHLDA3
Product: pleckstrin homology like domain family A member 3
Biological process (GO): negative regulation of phosphatidylinositol 3-kinase/protein kinase B signal transduction; intrinsic apoptotic signaling pathway in response to DNA damage by p53 class mediator; positive regulation of apoptotic process
Cellular component (GO): plasma membrane
Molecular function (GO): phosphatidylinositol phosphate binding
Source: RefSeq, a predicted model, not a curated record
AGGAAAGGAAUGCGAGUGGGAAGCAGAAAGAGCCAGGCGCAAGCAAGCGGGCAUGUAGCGACAGAUCCUGCCAGCAGAGAGGCGCGGGGAGCCGGGCCGGGGCUCACGCGGCAGAGGGCGGGCUUUCGUGUUCUCCCGGGGAAAGCCGGAGGAAGAGGAAAAACGCCGCUUCGCCCGGCGGACCGCGCGGCCGUUUUCCACGGGCAGCAGCAGCGCCGGAGCGUCGCUGGCUGCCCCCAUGGCGGCGUCGGAGAAGGUGCUGCGGGAGGGGGUGCUGGAGAAGCGCAGCGGCGGGUUGCUGCAGCUCUGGAAGAAAAAACGCUGCCUGCUCAGCGAGAAGGGGCUGCGGCUCUUCGAGGCCGGCAGCCGGGGCUCCACGCGCUGCAAGGAGCUGCCCUUCGCGCACGUCAAAGCCGUCGAGUGCGUGGAGUGGAAGCAGCGACACAUCUACUUCACGGUGGUGACGGACGACGGCGCCGAGAUCGACUUUCGCUGCCCCCAGGAAGACCCCAGCUGGAACGCCGACAUCACUCUGGCGCUGGUGCGCUUCCAGAACCAGCAAGCGGUGCAGAUCGUGCGCGCCAGGCACAGCUGCAGGACGGCUUUUCAACAAGGGUCAGCUCCAACCAGCCAGAUUCUGGUGAAUGGGUCUAAGAAAUCCGACUCUCAGCUCAACGUGGAGAGGGUGGAGGAAUUUAUAGCAGUGACUUCACCUGCUGGUGGACCAAAGGCAAUUUCUAGCUGCAACUGAAUGAAGACCUCUACUUUCUUUGGUGAGGCAUCUCUGCUGCAAAGUGACAUAAUGCCUGGUGAAGCUAGCCAAAUAUGUAUCACAACAAUGGUUAGAAACAGCUUUUGUUUUUCUCCUCUGUUUUUGCUAUGAUACUUAAGAACUUGGUCUCUCGAUAAGGCAUUGAGAAAGUUUCCUAUUAAACUGACAGUUUGCUUUCUACUGUCAACAGUCUUACCUACAGUGAUGGACAUCUACUGUGAUUCAGGCGACAGUUGCAGCAGCUAAGACAAAAAGGAAUCAUUCCAUCACUCAUUGUGCCACCAGCCUGAUGCUGAGUGAACAGUGCCAGAAUAAGAUGAACCAUGCAAGUGAGGAACGUACUUGCUAUUGAAUCUGAGCAUGUCAGACAUGAUACGGGACUAAUUUCUUGGUUUAAAAAAAAAACAGAGGAACGUCUGUCCUCAGAUAAUCAAGCGGCUCAUCUGGAAGGCACAAAUGUGAGUCUGCCCCUCUGACCUGAGAAGUCACAGGUUAUGAGGAAGAUGCUGCUGGAGUAGAUGCAGAGAAUUUUAAAAUAUAUGUAAGCACCUUAAGAAGCAUUUGGGAAUCCCAAAACUUCUAUAAAUGAGUUGGUUGUGCUUUUUGCCACGAAGUUAAUGCUCACUGUCAAUCCAUAAUUUCAGCUCAGUGAAUCAUAUCGACAUCUAGGAUUAUGUAACAUUGCUAGAUCCUUUAUCUUAGAAUCCUUAGGUACUAAUGUGCAAGCCUCCGGAUAAGAAUUCAUAUGCAAGGCUGAAGGCUUCUUUAUUUCAGCCUUUUGAAGACUGAAGUAUGCCACCAUCUUUUUCUUCCACUGCCCCAUGACUUAUUUACUUACCUUGGGACAUGGGAAGAAAGCAGAAAAUAGAAUGGCAAGCUCUUGCAUUGCCUUUUGAAACAUAAUUAUGAAUCCAACUGGGAAUGUCCUUAUCCCUUUUGGUAAGAAGAUGGAGAUUGGGUGCACACUCAUCCACCAAAGAGGCCAUUUUACCCUUAUUCAGGAGUUAUGUGUAACAAAUAAAGCAGUGUGAAACAGGAGUAUGCAUUGUCCCCAAUAUUACCAUUCCUGCUUUCUCAUUCCCAUUUUUUAAAUCUUUGUGGAAACU